UCUUCUUCGUUGGUAGUAAAAGGACCCUCCAGCAAUGUGUAAAAACAUCAUCGAGGCCCUUGAAGAAUGAUAAAACAAUACCGGCACGUUUUGGUCAAAGAUAAGAUCUCUGUGAAUUUGCUGUUAGAGUGACGUCUUUGGACCCUUGUGGAUUAUCGUCAUCUGCGGUCUUUGUGCUUCUGACAGAGGAAAGCUGGAUCCGAGGGAAAAAGCAACCCAUGACUUCCAUCUCUACACAUGCAAAAAGGUCACCAGGAUACAGUAGCCCUCCUCAUACACAUGAGUGCUGUUUACUCCCCCAGCUGGGCCGUGAGCCAUGCCUGAUCGGGACGGCUCCUACCUGUCAGGUGGCAGCGGAAGUGGUAGUAAUCUGAGCGAGGAGGGAGGACCGGGCUCUGGUUGCACUGCAGAGGGCAGAGGAGGCUCAGGAGGGGGCGUUGGUUGCAACCUGUCCGGGUCUGGGGGGAUGGGGGGGGGCGGGGCGCUUGGCAACGGCAACAGUUGCGGGAACGGGAGUGGCGGGGUACAAGGCGCUGGGCUGGCGCUGGACGGCGUCUGCAGGGAUUUUAUUCGCAAUGUUUGCAAGAGAGGCAAGCGCUGUCGCUUCAAGCAUCCCGACUUUAAUGAAGUGCCCGACUUGGGGGUGCAGAAAAAUGAGUUCAUCUUCUGCCACGAUCAUCAGAAUAAAGAAUGCCUGCGCUCCAACUGUCGCUUUGUGCAUGGAUCCAAAGAGGAUGAGGACUACUAUAAGAAAACUGGAGAGUUGCCCCUCAGACUGAGAGGAAAAGUUGCAGCACGGCUUGGCCUUUCCCCUAUGGACCUUCCCCACAGCAGAGGGGAGGUCCCAAUUUGCAGAGACUUCCUGAAGGGGGAAUGUCAGCGAGGAAAUAAGUGUAAAUUCCGCCAUGUCCAAAAAGACUAUGAAUAUGAACCUUCCAGGGUUGGCGGGGGUGGUGUGAUUGGGCCUGGUGCUGGUGGAAUGGUGAAUGCUGGGAAUGCUAUAGUUGGUGGAGGAGGAGGAACAUGUGGGGGGAUUCCAGGACUUGUUGGAGCAGGGGUUGGAAAUAACAUGAUUGGGAUGGGUUGCCCCAGUAUGGGUGGGUGCAGAGAUCCAGGCCUCUCCGGCGUUGGAAGUGUUGGUGCGGGAGGAAUGAGCGGCUGUCUGUCAGUCGGUCCUUCAGGGCAGAGACGGUACGACAGGAGCUCCCUGACGGUGUACGACCCCUUGCUUGAGGGCGGCCUCUUUGAUUCCGGCUCCCUGGAGGGCUCACUGGACCACGCCGCCCUCCAGAUCAAGAGACGGAGGUUAGAGGGGCUGCGGCUGGCUGAUGGGAGCGUAGGAGGCCACUACGAGCUCGGUGUCCAGGCCACCUUGUCUACACGCCCUCUGGAGUACAGGUUCCUGGAGGAGGAGAACAACCUGCUGAGGAAGAGAGUUGAAGAAUUAAAGAAACAGGUUUCAAACCUUGUCGCCACAAACGAGGUUCUUCUGGAGCAGAAUGCCCAGUUCCGCAGUCAGACCAAGGUGAUGGCGCUGUCCUCCACCCCGGCCCCUUCUGAGCAGACCCUGGCAGCCCCUGUGGGUGCAGUAAGCUCCUACAAUCACAGCAUCGCCCAGACUCACACCACCCUAAGCAGCACCGGGCUGCAGCCUCGGCCGGUCACCCAGCAGGACCUGGUGGCACCCUCCGGCGCUCCAGCAGCACCCCCGACCAACGCCGCCCCGCCAACGGCACCGCCCCCUCACCUCAACCCAGAAAUCACCCCCUUGUCGGCUGCCUUGGCUCAGACCAUCGCCCAGGGUAUGGCUCCACCUGUUUCUAUGGCGCCGGUGGCCGUGUCCGUGGCACCGGUGGCUGUGUCGAUGACGCAGCCUCUGCCGGGCAUCACCAUGAGUCACGCCACCACGCCGAUGGUGUCGUACCCCAUUGCAAGUCAGAGCAUGAGGAUCACCACUCUGCCUCAUUAACUGUUCCUCAGAAUCUUUGGAACUGCCACAGUCUCCAUCUGUACCGUGUGAAGGAGGGUUUGGACCACACUGGUAGUUUUACUUUAUUUUAUGUCAUUUUUAAAUUGAUUCAUUUGAGAAGAAUGUCAGAAUAAUACAAAAAGAAGUAACUGAUUUUUUUUUGUUGUUGUUUUUUUUAAUCAUCACACCAGAAGUGGGUUUAACCCUUUACCUGCUUCGCCUCCCUCGUCCAGGAGUUUUCAAAGUGUGAGGUGGACAACCAGAAGACUUGAGGGGAUGUGCAGAAGCUUGAGAAAAAUAAAAAUAUUUUCAAAGCUGCUGAGCUAGCUUCAGUUAUGUUUAAAGUAGAGGUGCUCUGAUCGAUCUCGAGACUGGCAAAUGCCGAUAAUGCCUUUCAAAGCUGAUCACAAAAGCCGAUAUCUGUGGCUCGCUCUCUUGCAGCCCACAACGAUCCUUUCGAGCCAAUCGCAGGGCACAUAUAGACAACCAUUCACACUCACAUUCAUACCUAUGGACAAUUUAGAGUCACCAAUUCAGUUGUCCCCAACCUUUUUUGACCCACGGACCAGCUUGUGUUCCCACAAAUCUCCCGCAGACCGGGGGGUGGCAGAGUGGGGGGGGGUGUAUACAUUAGAGCGAUCUAAUUGAUCUUAUUUAUUAUGUAUUGUGUAAAACUAAGACAUGAAUAACAUCAAAUUAAAAGCACAAAAUGAAUGCCGACCCACCAUCCACCAGUUCCAGAGACAUUAUUAGAUGGCUGUUUGACGUGUGUGGUAGAAGGCAGUGCGCUAGCAUCAAUUAACAUUAGCACUCAAUAAGUGAUCUAAACUUAACUUUAUGCAUUCCCACAUAGUAUCAGCAUUUGAGACCAUAUAUGAGAUGAAAGAAAAAAACAGUAGUAGUCUAUCUGUGCGGCAUAUGAGCGAAAGUUAGCACAUGCACAGUGGACAUGCAUCAAGUGAGACGGAUGUAACAGAGAGAAUCCGGUGACUUUUCAAAAUAAAAUUAAAUAAUGGAAAUUAUUUUUUCUUUCUGUGUGGCCCGAUACCGGGUCGUGGCCCGGGGGUUGGGGACCACUGCACCAAUUAACCUAACAUGCAUGCUUUUGUAAUGGGGAAGAAAACCGUAGUACCCGGAGAAAACCCACACACGCACGAGGGGAACAUGUAAACUCCACACAGAGAUGCCCAAGCGGAGAUUCGAGCCCAGGUCUUCCCGGUCUCCUGACUGUGGGGGGGCAACACGAUAACCGAUUUCAGUCGUGAAUGAUCGGUAUCUGAAUCGGCAGCAUAAAAUCCUGAUUGGAGCAUCCCUAGUUUAAAGUCCUAAGGAACUGAUUUGAGGUCCUGCAGUGAGUGUUAGGGGUGAGUAUGAUCGACAAAAUCUGCGUUUCGGGCACGAAGGGGAUGCCCCGACAGUAUCCUAUUCUCUCAAGGUUGAAAAUCCCAAAAAGUACCUAAUAAAAGUGUUACAAAGAACCAUGCAAAAGUAUUCACCCCCUUGGAUAUAUCAGCUUUUUAUUGCUUCUAGCAGUGUAAAUGAGCUUUUUUGACAAUUUUUUUUUAAGUGCUCAUUUCAUGUGAAAGUGGAAACAUUUUUUCAGAUUUGUGUCAAUAUUUUAAAAAUACCUGAAAGAAAAAGUAUAAAUGGCUGCGUAAGUAUUCACCCCCUUCAGGUCAGUCUUUAGAUGUACCUUUGGUUGCAAUCAGAGCACUUAAGUCUGUGUGAAUAUUUCUCAAAUUUACUUAACCAGCAUCUUUUGAGUACCUAAAAAAGCGCUGCCUUGCAAAAGUAUUCAAUUUGUGUCAGUUAAUUAAAAAUAGUAAAGGUAAAGUAAAUGAGUGCGUAAGUAUUCACACCCUUCACGUCAGUCAGUCUGAGCUCCAUUUCGCUAACUAACCCUGCAUGCAGCUGCUAGCUGCAGAAGUGCUGAAUUAGGUCAGUCACUUUAAAGGGGGUGAAUACUUAUGUAACCACUUAUUUCGGAUUGACAUUUUUGAAUUGACACCAGCUUGUAAAAAUCUGUGUUCACUUUGACUUGAAAGGGGAUUUUUUCUUAAAAUUUGAGUCAAAAAAGCCAAAUUACAUUAAGAACGAUAAAAGCCUGAAAUAUUCAACUGGAGUGAAUACUCUUUGCAAGGCACUGUAGGAGUAUGUGGUGUAUUAUUUAUGAUGUGACCUGAGAAAUUUCUAAGAAUAAAAAAAAGGUAACUUUUUUCUCGAAUUGCAAACUUUAUUUUAAUAGCACUUUUUUAUCAGGACGUUUUCUUAUUCCUAUAAUACACUUUUUUUGUUACAUAACUUUAUUCUCGUAACUUUUUCCGCUCAACUUUUUUUCCAGUGUGACCCUCAUACCUACAGCUUGCAAGGCAGCGUGAACCUAUGCUUCCCCACCAGAGGGCAGUAGAGAGACUUCUGGCCCCUUUAAACCGGUUUUGUGACAAUUUAAACGACUAUUGAACUAUGAACUGAUCUUUUCAGUCAUACAUGCCAAAAAGAAAAAGACAGCACACCACAGGAGACAUUUUUGUGACUUUGCUUUGUUAUUUUGCACAUUUAGCAGUCAUUCAUAGAUGUGUAUGAGUGUGUGUUGUUUCCCUGUGUCGCCGCACACAAAAUAAAUAUUGCA
Molecule: messenger RNA, 4598 nt
Organism: Dunckerocampus dactyliophorus (ringed pipefish)
Lineage: Eukaryota; Metazoa; Chordata; Actinopteri; Syngnathiformes; Syngnathidae
Gene: zc3h10
Product: zinc finger CCCH-type containing 10
Exons: 3
Coding region: 317-1969 (550 amino acids)
Molecular function (GO): metal ion binding
Source: RefSeq, a predicted model, not a curated record